GGACAGUAGAUUAAAGUAACUAAUAAACUAAUGAGUUAUAAGAAUAAAUGUGAGAAUAUAAAAUGAGAUUUCAGAAGCUUAUUGAACACCAGAACAUAACAGGAGACAGGAUGUAGAGUCUCGUGGCUGAAGAAGUUAAACCGGAAAACAGCAGAAACAGAAGACUUUUUAUUCCACUAAGUGUCUGUUCACAUGUUCAGUGGAGGAUGUGUGUUAGACAUGGCAGAGUUCCUGAGUGGGUUUAAUCUACUGCUGCUGAUUGGUGUCAUCAGUCUGAGUCUCCUUCAGAACAUUUCAGCUGAUCUGUUAUCUGUUGAUCCUGGAGAAAACGUCACUCUGUUCUGUAACAGCACUAAUUAUUCAGAGAUAUCGUGGUAUCACAUGAACUCAGCAGGCAAGAGGCAGAUUAUAUCGACCAAACAAGGGAAAGUGGACAAACACUUUUAUACUGAUUAUAAUGAGGAUAAGAGUCACUUUACUAUAUCAGAAAGCAGCAGUUCAGUCAGUUUAGUGAUUAUUGGAGUUAGAGACACAGAUCUGGGAUUUUAUUACUGUGGAGGUCGAAACAAGGAACACAUUCAGUUUGGGAAAGUCAUCAGUCUGAACUUUACAGGUGGCAGCAGAAAUGAGACUCGUUCUUCAUCAGAGGAUUCAGAUUCACACCAGACUGGAGGAACUGAGAACAUCUGGAUUAUACAUAUGAUCAUAAUGUUUGUGUGCUCCAUCUCUGUCCUAAUAAUCAUCAUCUGCAUGUGUGUGUUCUGCAGCAGGGUGGAAGGAAAAUUAUCAUCAUCAUUAUCAUCAUGCUGCAGUCACGACACCAGCUCCACUGAACAGGACGAAAACCUUCAUUAUGCCAGUGUUCAGUACAAAAGAAGGACCAGAAAAUCUUCUAUGAACAACACAACAUCAGAUUUGGACAGUGUGACGUACGCAAUAGUCACCUCACAACCACAGAGACACUGAACAACACAAGAUGGUCUGCUCUGAUCUCAUCAGGGAUUUCAGAUCAUCUUAAACAUCAUCCCUGCACCACUGAGCUAAUGUUCAUCUCUGGAGCUUCAUCACCAUGUCAGGAUCUUCUGAUUUACUGCAGAACUCUCAGAUCACACAUCAUGGACCAUCAGUUACUCUUCUAUCUAACUUGACAUGGAAAGGUGUCAGGACACACAGUGCUGAAAAGGUUUCACUGAAAUCUCUGUCAGAAAUAUUCACAACAUUCUUCUACUGAAACAUGAA
Molecule: messenger RNA, 1239 nt
Organism: Tachysurus vachellii
Lineage: Eukaryota; Metazoa; Chordata; Actinopteri; Siluriformes; Bagridae
Exons: 6
Coding region: 193-966 (257 amino acids)
Biological process (GO): response to bacterium
Source: RefSeq, a predicted model, not a curated record